UGUGCGCGCGUUUGCUCCUCAGACAUUCAUCAGUCAGUAUGUUCUUGACGCUCGUUGCAGUUUGAACGCGUACACAGGCGGUGCUACAGCCACAGUCGGAUUAGUACAGCGACACAGUGAAAGAGAGUGAAUGAAUCAUUUCGACAAAAAACGCGUUAUUGCGGCGUAAUUUGUUUUCAUGUCCGUUGGAAUUUGUUUUUAAAUUUGAAUUUUCAUUCGGCAUGUUGACAUUCACUUGCUAGCCAUAAACAUAGUAAAGGUUUUUUUCGCAUUGGCCAAAUUAAGUUUCGGUGCAUAAUUGAAUUACCAUAUUUAAAAUGUCCUACAUGAAUACACGUCGCCGUUUAGGUUCCAUGAGCGAAUCGGCUCCUCCCUCCGAAUCUUCAGAGGGAACCAAUUCUUCGGAAAACAACGAAAUUAUAAUGAACUCAGAAUGGUCUCAUGGCUCGCAAAGUGGUGGUGUGGUGAGUGCUGGUGUUAACUCUUUGUACUCAGAAGGCGAUACCGAUACCAUUAGCACCGAUACAGCCAGCAACAAUAUACUCUCCGAUUAUGAACGUGGUCAGGUAGAGAGUUUCUUUGGAGGAUUGGGCACCGAGAUUUUUGUCAGCUCGGCUUUGGCUAAUCUCUACGAGGGCUCUGGCAAAGACAACGAUUGGCAUUUGAUUUUCACUGGCAUUCCGGUGAUUUUGUAUGACAAAGGCAGUGCCCGGGCCAGAUCUAUACCACGUGUCACCUUGGUGUUGGCCGAAAGAGGCUCCUGUUUUGCCCUAUGGUCUGAUCGCAUAGAUAAUCUUUCCAAUUAUCGAGUGGCUGGUCCCUCGUUUCAUACCAUGUGCUUGUCCAGCAAUCAUCAACAGAUGAUAGGUUUCAGCUUUGAUUCGUCAGAGGCUGCUAGAGAAUUGUGGCAACAUAUGGAACGUUUGAUAAGUGAUCCAGAAAACAUAGGAGUCUCCAUGCCGGGACGCAAGAAGCAAAAACAGAAACGCAUAAAACACGCUCCCUUGCCUCCAAAGGCCCAAAUAUCGAAUCCAUGUCAAUUUCAUCAUGUGACCAGUGUGACAAAAGAUGAUACCGAUCGUUAUUACAGUAUGCAGGCAUUUGCACCCAUGACCCAACAUUAGAUGUAAGCCAAGGCCAAGGGAAGGGGUAAGAAAGUAGUUCACACUACAUGGCUUCCUCGAUGUCAGACAGUGCAAAGCAAAGUAAGAACAUGAACACAGUCUUCUUAGAUGAAGGCUUUGGGGAGAAAAACAAGAAAUCCAUAUGGAUAUAAUUCUAAUAUUUAUAUAUAAAUUAUUUAAUUUAAUUUAUAUAAUAAAAUAUUUAUCUGUGAUAUACUUACAUACAUACAUACACAUACAUUAUAUAUACAAAUAUAUAUGAAAACAAAAACAAAUGAAGAUAUUUGUUGCAAUUUUAAUGGUCGGUUUUCUUUUUAAGAUUUAAGAAUGAACGUUUUUCUAGAUAUGGAAAAAUAUUAAAACAUUUAUUAAUAAAAACUAACUAAAAAAUUUAUAGUCUUAGAUGUAAGAGAAAUCUAAAUGAAAUUUAAGAGAGAAAUCAAACACAAGUAUGUAGUUUUUUUUAAUUGAAUAACUCUUACCCUUAAGAAACGCAAGUAAACCCCCCAAAUAACAAACAAUGAUGAAAAGCCAUUUAAUCACUUAUAUAAGCAUUUAAAAUAUCUCUAUAUGAAAUAAACUAUUUUACCUUAAGAGCGAUGAAAUGAAGAACGAACAAACUCAGACAGUUUGUUCUAUCUUCUUACCAUAAAACAUUUAACUUAAAUAUUAUGUUUAUGGUUCCUCAGUCAGUGGGUCGGCCGUUCUUUAAUCACAGUAACAGCUAACUUUAAUCAAAUAUUCAGACUCAAAUAAUCCUUGUUGUUAGAUUUUAUCAUCUUCUAUGGUAUUUAAUAAGCAUAUAAGUCAAUUUACUUCAUAAGUCAGUCGUCGAUGGUCACAUUACAUUAUACAUACAAUAAAGAGAAGAACUAACUAAGGAAAUACAUAUAUUAUCUUAUAUGAAUACAUAUUCGUAUUAUAUAUCCUGAUAUACAUAUAACGAUUUAUGUAUGAGAUAAUUUGUUGUGUUUUUGUUUUUUUUUUAUCCUUUUUCGCUAAGUGUAUAUACAAUUGAUGGAUAUUCUCGCAAACCCCUUUGAAGUUUCCGAACGAUAUCGAAAUAUAUCAAAAUCAUAUAUGUAAUUUUGAAUAGCAUUUAGGUUUAAGUUACUGAAUUACAUUUAUUAUAUCGAAAUAAUAAAUAAAAUCAUAAUAAAAUUUAAUAUUUCUUAAACCAAA
Stomoxys calcitrans (stable fly) is the source of this 2306-nucleotide messenger RNA. RefSeq lists its product as uncharacterized. The record is from RefSeq and is a predicted model, not a curated record. The transcript is spliced from 2 exons. Gene Ontology annotation, molecular function: RNA polymerase II cis-regulatory region sequence-specific DNA binding; DNA-binding transcription factor activity, RNA polymerase II-specific. Gene Ontology annotation, cellular component: nucleus. Lineage: Eukaryota; Metazoa; Arthropoda; Insecta; Diptera; Muscidae. The coding region runs from base 318 to 1124 and encodes 268 amino acids. Gene Ontology annotation, biological process: regulation of transcription by RNA polymerase II.